This is a messenger RNA of Talaromyces rugulosus, 1104 nucleotides long. RefSeq lists its product as uncharacterized. The record is from RefSeq and is a predicted model, not a curated record. Lineage: Eukaryota; Fungi; Ascomycota; Eurotiomycetes; Eurotiales; Trichocomaceae. Gene Ontology annotation, molecular function: protein binding. The transcript has a single exon. The coding region runs from base 1 to 1104 and encodes 367 amino acids.
AUGACGCUCUUAUUGUUGCCAAAUGAAUUAUUAUUAUCUAUCACCGAAGUUUUACAAUGCGACAAGGACAUCAACGCGCUUGUCCAGACAAAUGCACGUCUCUACCAUCUCUUGAAUACCUACAUGUACCGGCGGAAUGUACGAACAUCCGAGAGCUCCGCAUUAUUCUGGGCCGCUAAACAUGACAAAGUCACAACAUGUCAAAAGUUACUGAGUGAAGGAGCAAAUGCCUCCGCUAUUACUACGUGUUCUGGGCGUCAAUGGACACCCCUGGCGUUGGCUGCAGAGGCUGGAUCUGGAAAUGUAGCAGAUUUGCUGCUUAGAGAGAAUGGCGUUAACCCCGAUCUCAAGGACGAGUGUGGACAUACCCCUUUGUCUUGGGCCGCUGGAAAUGGGCACACUCUAGUCGCUAGCAUCUUGCUGGAAGAAGGAAAGGCCAAUUGUAAUACCAGAGAUCUUAAUGGGCGGACCCCUUUGUCAUUAGCGGCAGAGAAUGGACACGAAGACAUGGUCCAGUACCUCCUUUCCCAUGAUACAACCCAUCCACAGGCCAGCGAUGGUAACGGGUGGACACCAUUAUCCUGGGCAGCACUUAAUGGGCAUACUAAGGUGGUGAUGAUAUUGCUAGCACAACCGGAUGUUGACGCAGAUGAGACUAGUAGCUCUGGACGAACAGCUUUGUCAUGGGCAGCGUGGAAUGGACAUACGGAGGUUGUUGACCUUCUAUUGAGAAUUCCUCAAGUAAAUCCAGACUCGAAGAGCAAGUUUGGCCGGACCCCAUUAUCGUGGGCUGCUGCAAAUGGACACUACGAGGUGGUCAGACUGCUUUUAUCAACCGGCAAAGUCAAUCCAAAUUCAAGAGAUGAUUAUUACAGACGGAUACCUCUUUCAUGGGCAGCAGAAAAUGGCCAUGAUAAGGUAGUUGAGGUACUUCUUGUUCAUUCUGGGAUUGUGUUUGACUCCCACUGCAUAUGGGGUUUGACACCACUGUCAUACGCAACAGCAAAAAAUCGUUGGACAACUAUCAACCUAUUAGCCGCGGCAUUUACCGAUGAAAGUGCAUACACACAAAAAUCUAGAAACGACUGCAUAUCGAGAAAAUAA